This is a messenger RNA of Erpetoichthys calabaricus (reedfish), 1032 nucleotides long. RefSeq names its product purine nucleoside phosphorylase 4a (gene pnp4a). Gene Ontology annotation, biological process: nucleoside metabolic process. Gene Ontology annotation, molecular function: purine-nucleoside phosphorylase activity. The coding region runs from base 80 to 958 and encodes 292 amino acids. The record is from RefSeq and is a predicted model, not a curated record. NCBI's taxonomy places the organism in Eukaryota, Metazoa, Chordata, Cladistia, Polypteriformes, Polypteridae. Gene Ontology annotation, cellular component: cytoplasm. The transcript is spliced from 6 exons.
CCAAGGUGGUGACACAGUAUUGAACUUGUCUGGAGCGGCGGAGAAGCAAGUGGAGAAGAACAUCACGCCAUCUCGAAAGAUGCAGGGCAUGGAUCAAAUCAGCCACAAGGAUUACCAAGCAACAGCUGACUGGCUCCUGACCCACACCAGGCACCGACCGAAAGUGGCCAUCAUCUGCGGUUCCGGCCUUGGCGUGCUGGCUGAUGCACUUCAGCACUCAGACUCUUUCAAGUAUUCUGAUAUUCCCAACUUCCCCCAAAGCACAGUGCAAGGCCACGCCGGUCAGUUGGUCUUCGGAGAGCUGAGAGGUACAGCAUGUGUCUGUAUGAAGGGAAGAUUCCACAUGUAUGAGGGACACCAGCCUGCCAAGGUGACCUUCCCAAUCCGAGUCUUCAAGUUGCUGGGUGUCAAGAUUCUGAUUGUCACAAACGCAGCUGGAUCUCUAGCAGAUGACUACAAAACGGGAGACGUAAUGAUCAUCAAAGACCAUAUCAACCUGCUGGGCCUGGCUGGACAGAACCCACUGAUUGGACCUAACAUUGAGCAGUUCGGCCCUCGUUUCCCUCCAAUGACGAGCGCCUAUGACAAGGAUCUAUGUAAGCUGGCAAUGGAUAUCUGCAAGAGGUUGGGCUACACCUGUGUGCACAAAGGCAUCUACUGCAUGGUGUCAGGGCCCAACUUUGAGACCGUAGCUGAGGCCCGCUUCCUUCAUAGUCUGGGAGCAGAUGCUGUAGGUAUGAGCACAGCUGCUGAAGUUGUAGUGGCAAAGCACUGUGGUCUACGGGUGUUUGGACUUUCACUCAUAACCAACCAGGUCAAGAAGGACUACUCUGAAAAGGGAAGUGUCAACCAUGAUGAUGUGCUGGGAGUGAGUAAGAUGAGGGCAGAGAUGCUGAAGGCUCUGGUCUCUGAGAUGAUUGGCCAACUAGAAAUUAACAACAACAUUGUAGAAGUCUGAUUGAAUUACAUUAAUGCCUUCAGAAGUUUCACACUUUGAGUGACAUUAUGUCAAGAAAUUACAGUAAGUUUUCU